Molecule: messenger RNA, 3444 nt
Organism: Marchantia polymorpha subsp. ruderalis
Lineage: Eukaryota; Viridiplantae; Streptophyta; Marchantiopsida; Marchantiales; Marchantiaceae
Source: the annotation of a GenBank genome assembly
UCGACUGUACCUGGUACACCUGCUGCGUCCUUCCUAGGCCUUCUUGUUCAGUGCUCCGCUCUCCGGAGCCAUUCCCAUCGAUGUUCAUAUUGCAACGCGUACGUUAGCUACGAGUGGAGUGGAGUGCAGUGGAGUGGAGUGGAGUGCAGUGCAGUGCAGUGAAGUGCAGCGCAGUGCGCCGGGCUGGGCCUCUCUCACUGUCUCUCUCUCUCUCUCUCGCCGCUUCUGUGUGUGCGCCGAACAUUGUGAAUUUGCUCUCGUUGCGUUUAUGUUUGCUGCUAUGCUACCUCUCACUUCAUUCCUGUUUUUCGAAUUCCGCUAUCGCCUCCCGUAGCCAGCAGCAGCAGCAGCACAGGCAGCAGCAGGAGGAGGAAGAGGCAGCAGGCCAGCAGGCAGGCAGACAGCAGGCAGGCCAGCAGCAGCAGCUGCUGCUGCAAAUUUCUCUUAUAUAAAGGAAGCAGCCCUAGGGGCCGGGAGUUCAUUCACUAUUUAGGAACUCGGUCUCGACCUCAAACCUCGGUAUGAUCCGCAUCCCACCGCACCAUGAAGCACUCGCUCGUCGCGUGGGCUGCGGGACCUUGUGCUGCUGGAGGAGGUCGAUGCCGCUGAGGUCGGGACGCACUCAUGCCAUUCACGUAGCCCCAUCCCAGAGCUUGUGAUCUCGCGCUGCAGCAGCCGGUUUGAACAUGGCAGGGUCUUAAGGUCAUGAGCGUAUAUGAUCCCCGAGGACUUGCGGAAUUUUCCAGGAAGAAGGGGCCUGGAUGUGAAACGAAGGCCCGGCGAUCUGCAGAUAAGGGAAGCGCAGCAAUUUGCUGAGUAUGGGUGAGGGACAGUCGUUAGUCACAGAAGCGGGCGAAGAAGCUAGAGGCACCGGACUCAUUCCCACAGACAAAGCCAUCAGGGUAGGGGUUCAGCUCAAGUACGAACAAGGCCACGGAUCCUCCGCCUCCCUAGACAUCUCCAUCUGCAAAUUAUAGGAUGCGCCCGAGCUCUCGAGCAUUUCGUCCACAGGUUUAGAGACUCUCGUCGAUCCCAGGCGACGGGUUUAUUUUUCUAGCUCAGACGAAGACGUCGACGAGGGGUUUAGAACUCGGAGGAUUUUUGCUUGCCUCCCACCACCGCGUCCGCUCGGGGUCCCGGACAAUCACCGUCUCGCGCAGUCGAGUCGAGUCAAGUCCAGUGGCUUCGAUUUGUUUUGGGAACCAUCAGAAGUAGCAGUUAGCUCGUAUCGAAGCAUAUCAGAGAGCAGUCGACGAAAUUUGGGCAGCGGCAGCGCGUCUCGGCGCACCGUGCACGCGUACUUGCUUGCGUGCGUGCGUGCAUCCAUCCAAGGGAUUUCACGUCCCACGCGCAGUGUCGGUGCUCGGGGACUCGAGAAGGCGCAGCUCGCGAGCGGAGUCCGGAGUCGGCGAAGGCGGCGAGGGGGUAGAAUUCCAGAUUUCUCGAGCGCCGUCGGGGGCAGCGUAGCGCUAGCCAUCCAGGGGGAGGAGCAUUGGGGGGGUGAGAAUUCAGGUCGCGGGCAGCGGGGCGAGGGCGAGGCGCGCCGAAUUGGGACAUGAGGGGGCGAUCAGGGGCGGAGCGGGGGCUCAGAGACAGCUAGAGGGCCGCAGUCUGCCGGCGCGCCUCAUACCCAUGAGAUGUGUCCCCCUUGGAGACUGAAGGAGGGUAGUAAAAUAUGCACUCUCUGUCCCUGCUGCAAACAACCCUCAAUCGCCACCACAACCCGUUCGUGUGCUCGCCGUUCCUCCUCCAUGAAAUGCUCAGUUCAGUCGAUGCAAAACUCUCGGCAGCAUUGGAGCCAGCGUCAGCGUCAGCAGCACGCGGAAGAGAUUCGCGCGCCCUGGACGGCAGCCCGCUGCGCGAGCUGAUCUUCGAGUGCGCGCAGGCGGUGGCGCGCCACGACCUGGACCGGUCGCUGGGAAUCCUGCGCUACCUGGCCAGCAAAGUGCCCGAGGCCGGCGACGCGGGCGAGCGCGUCGGGGCCUACUUCACGCGCGCGCUGGCCUGCCGGGUGGCGAAGCGCCUGGAGGCCGCGGGCGGCAACGGGCCGGAGGGCGAUCACUCGGAGCUGCUGGCCUCGCUGCGGAUCCCCGACGCGCCGUCGCAGGAGGAGAUUCACGCCGCCUACUUGGCGCUCAAUCGCGUCACGCCGUUCCUGCGCUUCGCCCACCUGACGGCCAAUCAGGCCAUCGUGGAGGAGAUGGAGGGCGAGGACAUAGUUCAUUUAGUGGAUUUCGAGAUUAUGCAGGGCGUGCAAUGGCCGCCCCUCAUGCAGGCGCUGGCCGAGCGGCCCGGCGGGCCGCCGCACCUGCGCCUGACAGGAAUUGGCUCGUCUCCGGACAUCCUUCGGCAGACGGGCAACCGGCUGGCGGAUUUCGCCCGCACCCUCAACCUGCCGUUCGAGUUCCUGCCGCUGGUGGCCGGCGGCAUCGAGCAGGUGAGCGUGGACAUGUUCAGCAAGCGCGAGGGCGAGGUGGUGGCGGUGAACUGCGUGCUGCAGCUGAACCGCUUCCUCGAGAAGGGCCCGGACUCGCUCAAGGCGUUCCUGGAGAUGAUCCAGACGCUGCGGCCCAAGGUGGUGACGCUGGCCGAGCGCGAGGCCAACCACAAUCAGCCGCAGUUCCUCGACAGAUUCGGCGAGGCCUACCGCCACUACGCCAUCAUUUUCGACUCGCUGGAGGCUACUCUUCCCCCGAGAAGUCCCGACCGCGUGACAGUCGAGGAAGUGUGGUUCGGCCGGGAGAUCGCCAACAUCGUCUCGUGCGAUGGCGCGGACUGGGUCGAGCGGCACGAGACGUUCGAGCAGUGGCGGGAGAUCAUGGAAAGCGCAGGAUUCCACUCGUUGCCCCCCAGCACCUUCGCCCUCGCCCAGGCCAAACUCUUACUUAGAUAUUAUCCCUCCGAGGGCUACCGGCUCUUUGAGAACGACGACUGUCUUUUGCUUGGCUGGCAGGACCACCCAUUAUUUACAGUCUCUUCAUGGCACUGAACGACGAUUACGACGACGACGACGACGACAUCGACAGUGGGGGCAUUGGCAUCCACUACCCCCCCUCUCUCUCUCUCCCGUCUCGGGGAUCAAUAUCCGAAGACGCAUUUCGCCGGAGCCUUCGAGUAUUGCUCUCCGAGCUGAGGAGCCCCUCAAUGUGCCGGUCUACACCUAAACCAGUCAGGUUGGCUUUUUUGCGAUUCAUGAGAGGCUAUCACAAGAGCCCAAGGAAACGCCAUGCACUCAAUAUGGCGAAAUUCUUCUUCAUUUCAGAUACAUGUGGGAUCUUGAUAAUCAGGCGGUACCCAACUAGCUCAUCAGAUUAAGGAAAAAGGUGGGUGUGCAUACGCUGUGGUUUUCAACACUCCCAUCUCAUACAGUAACAAGAUUACAUUGUUUUUCUCCUGGAUUGCAGGAUGCAUACAUAAAAGAGAGUUACUUUCUCUUUGUCGUCC